Dioszegia hungarica is the source of this 2784-nucleotide messenger RNA. Its product is annotated as putative eukaryotic translation initiation factor 2C 2. The transcript has 36 exons. Lineage: Eukaryota; Fungi; Basidiomycota; Tremellomycetes; Tremellales; Bulleribasidiaceae. Bases 1 to 2784 code for a protein of 927 amino acids. The record is from RefSeq and is a predicted model, not a curated record. Gene Ontology annotation, molecular function: RNA binding; protein binding.
AUGGCCCAACCCACCGCCGAGCUCGAGAAGGUCUUCGGAACUCUAAACCUCAAGGAAACCUUUGCGGGCGAUGAAUUCAAGUCCCGACCCGCUCCGGGUAAGAAUGGCCGACCUCUUACGGUCUUCGCCAAUAUGUACCCGGUUGCCAUCAAGCCGGGACAAACCGUUUGGCAUUAUACCGCCGACAUCGACCCCGUCGUCAAGGUCGCCAAGCAGAAAGAACCCCGCCAGCUUAUGCAGGAUGUCUGGGUCCAGGCCGGCAAGGAGGCCAAGGGUGCCAUCAAGACUGCCUUCGAAGCCGCGGCGUAUGACCUUGUCGGGAAUGUCUGGUCUCCCGUCGAGUUCCCCCUCGACGGCUCCAGCAAGUGCGAGGUCGUCGUCAACCUCCUCGAAGACGGCUCGGAAGCCAAGGACGACAAACGUCGCUUCAAAAUCGUCAUGCGGCCUGCCAUGAGCAACCGCAGCUCCACGGCCAAGCACACCAUCGACCUCGACUCAAUUGGUGACUUCUGCAAGGGCACCAAGCUGGACGAGCAGGCUGCCGAGAGCAUGCUUGUCGCCACCCAGGCGAUGAAUGUCCUUCUCCGCCAGGACGUCUCGCUGCGAUACAAGGCUGUCGGCGCUCAAGGUCGCCGAUUCUUCGGUACUGAUGGCGCAUCCCUUCUUCCCGAAGGCGGUGUGUGUCUUUCCGGCUUCAUGCAAUCGUUCCGCUUCACCCAGUCGGGUCACGCAGCCGUUCAGCUCGAUACCGCCUACUCGGCGUUCUUCAAGGCUGGUCCCCUCGUCGACCUGAUGGGCGAAAUCCUCGGCACGGGCGGAGGCGGUGGCUUCCGAGGUGGUCGUGGCGGACCCCGAGGCGGUGCGCCCGGUGGUGGUGCUGGCGGUCUUCAGACUCUGGACAUGAGGCAGAUCGCCAAGCUGAACGGGCUGCUUCGGUCCGCCAAGUUUGAGUUGAUUCACCGAAAGUCCUCAAGGCAGUACACGUUCCUCAAGAUUACCGCGCAGCCCGCUGCCGAGUGCAAGUUCCUCCUUGACGGCAAGGACGGCAAGGAGUCGAAGAUGGUAACCAUCCCCGAGUACUACAAACAGACGUACAACGUCACGCUGCAGAAGCCCCGUCUUCCAUGCAUCUCUUUCGGCGCCGGCGGGAAGAACAAGGUCCCUCUCGAGCUCGUCCGCCUCGUAGAGUACAACAGCAUCCCGUUCUUGAAGCUCUCGGGAGACCAAACUGCCGCCAUGAUUAAGGUCGCUGCCAAGCGCCCAGAGGACCGAGUCAAGAUGAUCGGUGACUGGCGCAAGAAGCUUGACUGGGGAAACCUGCCCAAGGUCAAGGCUUGGAACGUCAAGAUUGACCCCAACAUGAUGCAGGUCAAGGCGAGAGUUCUCGCCCCGCCCGUCAUCACUUACUCUGCCAACAAGACUCAGCAGCCUUCGGGAGGGCGAGCUUGUUCCCAGUGGAACAUGCGUAACACCAAGUACGCCAAGGCGGGCAAGAGCUUGAAGUCUUGGGCGAUCGUCAACCUCGACGGCAGGCUUCCGAUGGAUGUUAUUCAGGGCUUUGUCGUUCGUCUCGCACAAAACCUCAAUAUCACGAACUGUCCGGUCGAGAAUACCCGCCCACCGAUCGUUGACGGCGCGGAUGGCCGUCGAUUUGACGUGAUGCAGCAAGGGUUCUCGUGCAUCAAGCCCGCACUCCAGAACGGCGCUCGCGAGGCGUACAUGCAGAGCAAGAUCAACCCGCAGCUGAUCGUCAUCAUUCUACCAAACAAAGAUCUGGGGCGAUACGCCGAGAUCAAGCGGUGCGCCAUGCAGGAUCUCCGGAUGCCGGUCGUGACUCAGCUGCUCCAGUCGCAGAAAAUCUCGCCGACCAAUCGCGGAAUGGACCAGUAUGUCGGAAAUAUACACUGUAAAGUCGGGGGCGUGACGCACCACGUGCCCAUGCCGAACAUUUUGGACAAGACGACGAUGAUGAUUGGAGCGGAUGUCACCCACCCUCCUCCCGCCGGAGCCGGUCAGAUCGCACCCUCGAUUGCCGUGACAAUCGCUUCCAUCUCUGGCGACAACAACCUCUUCUGCCCCGAAAUCCGCAUCCAAGAGGGUCGUAAGGAAUCCAUCACCGAUCUGAAGGACAUGGUCAAGCAACACUUGAUCACGUUCCAGAAGAACGCCAAGGCGCUCCCGGCAAAGAUCAUCAUGUUCCGAGAUGGUGUCAGCGAGGGCCAGUUUGCGAUGUGUGCGACCGAGGAGUACGAGGCAAUGCUGAAGGCUGCCCGCGAGAUGGACCCGAAAUACCGACCGAAGAUCACUUUCGUCAUUUGCGCCAAGCGUCACUCGAUGCGCUUUUUCGCAAUGACCCAGCAAGACGGCGAUCGGACCGGAAACCUUCAGCCUGGUCUCGUCGUCGACACGGGUGUUUGCCAUCCUUUCGCGUUCGACUUCUACCUCCAAGCCCAUUCCGGCCUUCAAGGAACAGCGCGUCCGACGCACUACGUGGUUGUCAAGGAUGACAUCGGCUUUGACGCGGAUAAGAUGCAGGGACUGUGCAACUCGCUUUGCUACUCUUACUCCCGUGCUUGUCGCUCGGUCUCUCUCAUCCCGGUCGCUUAUUACUGCGAUAUCAUCGCUGGUAAAUGUCGAGACUUCCUUUACAAAGACGACUCGGACGUUGCUGCGUCCGUCUCGAGCGGGUCUGGCCCGGACCGCCCGAUGGAGUUCAAUUCGAUGGAGCUCAUGAAGCGGAUCCAAUCCAACCCGGACUUCAACUCGGUCGCUUGGUAUAUGUGA